AACGUCGUCAUUAAUCUCCCUCUCUUGGUAUUCUCGAUUUCGCCAUCGGCUUGCCUGAUGCUGCAACUGCACCACAUCCCCACUAACCGCUCCCUCCGCCUGAUCACGUUAACAGCAACCGCCGUACGGACGUGGCGAGGAAGCCCAUGGAUACGCAGAGGGACACGAAGCCCUUCUUCUCCCCGAUCACAGCCGCCGCCAUCCAGCGAGGCAUCCACGGGCCCAACACUUGCCAAGCGGCGGCGCCAUUGGAGCGCGGCGGCGCGCGAGGGGCCGCUUGGGUGCAACCGCAAGCGGCGUGCGUCCUGAACCGAGCCGCGUCCGAGCUGUCGGGAGGUUGCGGCGACCGGAGCAGCGCCGACGGGGCACAUGAGGGAACUUCGGUUAGUCAUCCUUUCUCUUCCCCGAGGAUCAGCAGGAAAUUCUGGAGCGCCGGCGAGUACGAAGCGGCGGCCCGGAGCUCCGCGCGACAGCCUCAAGGCGUGCAGAAUCGCAUGUGCGUCCACCCCAAAUUUCUCCACUCCAACGCGACUUCUCAUAAAUGGCCGUUUGGAGCCGUGGCAGAGUUAUUGGACAAUGCGGUCGAUGAGAUACAAACUGGUGGAACUACUAGAAUAAUAGUGGACAAAGUCAUCAACAACCGAAACGGGCCACCAGCUUUACUAGUUCAAGAUGAUGGCGGAGGCAUGGAUCCUGACUCCUUGAGGCGUUGCAUGAGCUUUGGAUUUUCCGAUAAACAAUCGGGAUGUUCAAUUGGACAAUAUGGAAACGGAUUCAAGACUAGCACAAUGCGGCUUGGGGCAGAUGUUAUUGUUUUCAGUCGUUGCACUAAGAGUGGCGAGCUUACACAAUCCAUUGGUCUCCUCUCCUACACUUUCUUGGCAGAAACUGGCCAGAAGGAUGUUGUAGUUCCUGUGGUGGAUUACAAGUGCAAUCUAUUCACAGGACAAACUAAACGAAUUGAGCGGCAUGGUUCAGAUCAGUUCGCCUCAAAUCUAUCAGUGUUUUUUAAAUGGUCCCCUUUUGCAACUGAAGAAGAGCUGAUGCAGAAUUUCAGUGACAUUGGUCCACAUGGUACCAAGAUUAUAGUGUUCAAUUUGUGGUCCAACGACGAUGGUGAUUUGGAGCUCGACUUUGACACAAACCCAGAGGAUAUUAUGAUUAGUGGUGCGCCAAAUCCAGCAGAAACUAAUAACUCUGUAAGAAGGACCAAUGAGAAUCAUUUGGCAAAUCGACUGCGCUAUUCUCUUAGGGUCUACACUUCGGUCUUGUAUCUACAGCUACCAGAGUACUUCAAGAUCAUACUUCGUGGGCAAGAAGUUAAGCGUCAUUGCAUUGCUGCUGACCUAAUAUAUCCUGAAUGCAUCAGUUAUAAACCUCAAGUCUGCGGAAGAAAGGAGGCUGAGGUUUUUACGAGUAUUGGAUUUUUAGAUGGCACUCCAAUUAUUAGCGUACAUGGAUUUAAUAUCUACCAUAAGAACCGCCUUAUAAUGCCGUUUCAUCGAGUUUUGAGUUCUGCAAGCAGCAAAGGGAGAGGCGUCGCCGGAGUGCUGGAGGCAGACUUCAUCAAGCCCACCCAUGACAAGCAGGACUUUGAGAAAUCGCAGCUGUAUCAGAGGUUGAUAAACCGCUUGAAAGACAUGACUAACGAGUACUGGGAUACUCACUGUCACAAGGCUGGAUACGUGAAAACACCUCGCGCACGUGCAGCUCAAAUCUCUCCUGCUCCUCCCGUAGUGCUUCCGCCAGCCAACACCGUUGCUGAACCACUGGAGGGGAACGCACCUGCUCCUUCGAUUUCCGUGGCGCCCUCGAGCAGCACCUGCGCGAAUGCAGUUCCAAUCGCCUUUGCGCCCCUUACUUUCUGCUCAACACCUGCGGGAACAGGCCCGAUUGCACCAGGAGCACCCGCGGGGCCCUCCUCGUCAGGCAUGCAGAUCAUGCAAGUCAACCAGAUGAGCUCACCUUCCAUGGCGCUUGGCACUGAUUUGGUAGAGACAAGGAAAAGGAAAAACGAUGAUGCUGUUCUGACAGCUUCGUUUAAAAGGCAGGUCACACAUGAAUUCGCUGGUAGCAGCUCCGUGGAGUCCAGUGAUCAGAUAUGCCAAUAUAUGGGUGAACGAGAGCUGAAGGAAUUUUCCUUCCUGAAGCUGGAGAACAGGAUGCUCCGUGAUGAGUGCAAGCAAUUUGAGAUGGCAGAGAGGGAGCUGUUGUUCAAGGAACACAAACUACGGCUCGAAAUCGAGCAGGCACAGGCGCAAUACAAGAGUCUACUGAACGAAUACGUUGUGUGCUGUGACGACACAUAAUCCAUAGGCAUUUUAUUUUCUGAAAUCACUGGACGCGGUUUGGUGAUGCUGGCUCUCUUCAACAGACGGACAUAUUCAGCAUGCCAGAUAACUGAGCGUACAAAUAUGCUGCGCACGAGACGGUGAUGUUUUUGGACGGCCAGUCAGUGUAGGCAUGGCGGGAACCGCGUGCACCCGGCAGCAAGCAAGCUCAGAACCUCGGCUUGGUGUUUCUUCGUCUCCCCUGUUUGCAUGUGUCGAGGAACUGUGAGCUUUGUAUCGUGUAUAAACGAUUCCCUCAAAAAAGAGUGAAUUUAUG
Molecule: messenger RNA, 2607 nt
Organism: Phragmites australis (common reed)
Lineage: Eukaryota; Viridiplantae; Streptophyta; Magnoliopsida; Poales; Poaceae
Product: protein MICRORCHIDIA 6-like
Exons: 17
Coding region: 147-2309 (720 amino acids)
Cellular component (GO): nucleus
Molecular function (GO): ATP hydrolysis activity
Source: RefSeq, a predicted model, not a curated record